UGGGUAUGCUGUCAUGCACCAUAUCUCUCCUGUUUGACACCAAAUAACAAAGAUGUUUUAAAUCCUGUCCUUAAUUUGUGUAUGGUAGGACCAAAAAUAAAGAUUUUGGACAAAUUAAGAUAAUGGUGAACUAAAAUAUAGGGUGGAGAUGAGUUGGCGGUAUGGCGUUGGAGGCUAGUUCCAAGUAUGGACAUAAUACCUCAGAGUCCGUACGAGCGACUGGCGCCACUGAGGAACGACUACAACAAGCGACUUAGGACAUUUGAUCAUCGAUGGCCACAAGGGGUACCUGUGUUACCACAAGACCUGGCACAAGAUGGGUUUUAUUACACAGGACUAGAAGACAAAGUGCAAUGUACACACUGUGGGGGUAUUCUUAGUGGUUGGUGUGAGGGUGAUGUUGUGGCGUUGGAACAUCGCCAACAUUUUCCAAACUGCCCCUGGGUCAGGCAUGGUCGUCAACUACAGAAUGGGCAUGUGGCAAAUGCUCCGCCUUCUAAUGUUGGAGACCUAUCAGGUUUUAGUGUUGGUCAUACAGUGCCAACAGGGGAAAACUUUAACUUUCGAUACCAACAGACACUUGGUCCUACUGAUGAACCCGGUGUUACUCGGCCUAAAUUUCAUAUCUAUUCUCUGGAGUCGGCAAGAAAAGCUUCUUUCAAAGGAUGGCCUACUCAGAUAACCCAAAGACCUGAAGUUCUUACUAAAGCGGGCUUCUUUUAUCUAGGAGAGGGGGACAAGUGUAAAUGUUUUUACUGCGGGGGCAUCCUGUGGGACUGGGAGCCCGGAGAUGACCCCUGGGUGGAGCACGCCAAGUGGUUCCCUGACUGUCCCUGGGUCAAGCUGGCCAAAGGAGACCAAUUUGUAGAAGAUGUACAGCGGGAAAUGAAUCGAAUGCAGAUCGAUGAUGAAGAAACAAGCCAUGGGCCCAUUGCACAGGAGACAUCUGUGAAGACAGUUGAUGACCCAUCUUCUUCAUCGGCUUCAUCAAAGCCAAGUGAUGCAGGGGCUGGUGCAGCAGGAUCCAGCCAAGCAUCGAUAGCAGCGGGAGCCAGUCACACCUCAACAGCUGAGGAAGGGUCAGAUGAGAAGAAAAGAUUGCAAAAAAUUAUUGAAGAGAAUCGCAACCUGAAGGAACAGAAACUGUGUAAAAUAUGUCUAGAUGAAGAUGUUGGGGUGCUGUUUGAACCUUGUGGUCAUAUUUGCUGUUGUGCCAGCUGUGCUGUUUCCUUACAACAGUGUCCUAUUUGUCGACAACCUAUCUCCAAAUCAGUUAAAGCCUACAUCUCAUGAGCACACCAACUAAAAACGGAAUUUGUCAGUAUUUACUGGAAAAAAAAUGCUCUAUAUGUUAUGUAAUUGCCACCCAUUUAAAUUUGAUUGAGCUUUGCCAGAAAAUAGACAUUUUGGUUAAGAACCUAAUCCGUCCCAUAAAAAUCUAGCCUGGAAAUAUCUAUGCAUUGUAAUGUUGUUUUCCAUUGCUGAUAUUUAGUAUAAUGUCUGGGUUUUUUUAUCACUGUGGUUGGUUGAUGACAAAGUGUGCUGUGAAUGGCUUUUAGGUUUACAUUUGGUUCACCACGCAUGUCCUAUGUUUUUCAAGUUUUGUGCAAGACUUCCAUUUUUCUCACUAAAGAAAACAUUUCUUGAAAAUAUAUUUAAUGUGAGUGUAUAGUAUUUGUAUUAAAGAGGUGUCCAAAAUUAAAGGAAAUGAAAAAGGGUUUUUGGCAGACACAUGUUCAACAUUAGCUAUUGAAACUUGACACGAAAAAAACUUCUUUAUUAUUAUAAUAAUGAUAUAUAUUCCUAAACAUAAAGAUUUGUAAGCAUAGAAGAAUUAUGAAAGAUUUAAAUACUGUCAAUACUGAGCUGGAUUCUAUGCAAUUCAUUUCAGAAAUGUGAUCAAUCAUUGUAAGGUCAUUAUCAUCCUCUAAAAAUGAGCCCCGGGAUCUUACCACCCCUAAACAGUUGAUUUAAACAAUAUGCAACAUUACAGCAGUAAGGCUAUGAUUAUUUAAUCAGGGUUUAGAUCAAGGUAACGGAGAAAACCCAAAAUAAUCUGACUUUUUUAUGGCCUUAAAACUGGUAAAUAAUCAGGCAGAGUUGUGGUGUCUUAUAGUAUCGUUUUAUUGUCACCACUGUAUUGUCUUAUAGUAUCGUUGUAUUGUCACCAUCCAAUCUGAAGAUUUUGAUUCCUGAGGAAUUUUGUCGAUGUUUAUUAUUCAAAUAUUGUUUUUUGCGGUUAAAGGGAGAAUAUAGACUGUAGAAUAGAGUGUUGGGAAACACUGGGAUCUGUUUGUUAUGGGUUUUCUGUUUGUUUUUGUUCUAUUGAUGAUCAUAAUUUCUCACUUGAUACAGCCAUUUGGCAAAAAAACGGAGCAGCUGUUUUGAAGCAUUCUAGCAUUCCUUUUCCGUAGUAAAUUCAAUGGAAAUAAAUUCAAUAGACUUCUUAUUUGAAAAUCAGUUAUUUAAUUGCAAGCUGUAUUUAUCUGAUGAAUAUCUUUCUCUGCAAUGCAGUCCCAACUAGCAUUUUGAAAAAGCACGGUCUUGAUUGUUGAUUCGGUGUGGUUCUGGUUUAAUCGGCAUCCAAAUUAUGUCCAAAAGUAGAUGUAGCUCUAAAAGAUACGAUAUGAUUCCACGGCGAUCUUGUUUAGAAGUAGAAAGAUUUCAGAACGUCUGUAAAGCUAAUUAUCCGCCAUAUUGCUUUGUGUUUUGACGAUGUUGAUACAAUGAGUUAUUGUUUACAACAAAGAUUUUCUACGUCUUUGACCAAGAUUAUCUUGUCAAAAUCCUCAAAGGCCUCACGCAUUCAGUACGACGUCGAUAUGUACGAAAAUACGGUUGUCAAAGUAGAAGCUGAACAAUACUGUAUAAAAAUCUUAGAAAUAAGAGAGAACUUUGGAGGCUCGCUUCGAUGAAGUAGUUUUUGUUUUAGGAAAAUCAUAUUUUAAUAUGCGUUCUGUAUCGGUUACUGUAACGUUGAUUUGCUGUCGGUUGUUCUUCCUGUUAAUGCAUUGCAUUUAAAGAGGUUUAAAUUUUGCAAUCUUUGAAUGUUGAGUUUAGAAAUGGAGUUAAUAUAUUGGUACUAAGUCUUAUUUCGUUUCAAAUGUACUCUUUCGCAAGACAAUUACCAUAUUAAAAGACUCCCUCUGUGACUGUCUGCCCUUUAUCACUUGUCCAGAUCAUAUUUUUUUCCGUUUGGACAAAUUUGGCUCAUGCCUCCCCUACUUAAAAUCCUUUGCUAUAAUAUGUGCGAUGACAUUAAACCAAGUUUUUAGGUCAGAGGAUAAGAUAAUAGCAAACCUUGUCCAGACUCUAAUCGACCUAAUCUGGCUCAUGCUUAACCCAAAUAACGUCUGUUGGUAAAGGAUUUUGCAGUGACCUUGAAUCAAGUUUUGGGGUAAGAUCACGAUCAGUGAGUCACAGUGAGUGCAUAACAAAUCUUCUUGAAUUGCGGAUUUGGACCGUUCUUCAGUUCCUCACACUUAAGAGCUGCUUGUGGUAUAUAGGUGUGCAGAGAAAGUAUGCGUUUACAGUGAUGCUAUUUCAAUAUGAAAAAAAAACGACGUCGAAACGUCAACAUUUUUUUAAGUGGAUCAAAGAACUAAAUAUGGUAUUAGUCAAAUUUGGCCCCCAUAAUUCGCUGUUUUUAAAUUAUUCAGGUACAUUAAUUUGUUGUGCUAUUUUAUGAAAGAGGUUGACAUAAAAUAUAUUUUUUUACCUAUUUAUUUGAUUUAUAUGCACUCACUGGCAGUAUAUGACGUCAGAAAUGACGCAAUUUUUAUAAUUCAAUCAAAAUCAGUCAAACAUUGACAUUUUUCUUAUCUUUUUUCGAAUGGGAAAUAUAGAGCGACUCUUUGAACAAGAACAAACUUUUUGCCACUUAUAAGUAUUGGAAAGAUACAUCUUUGGUGAAAAUAGUUUGUUUGUUCAAGCAGUUGCUCAAUGUUUCCUUAAAGAAAAACUGCUUCAAAACAAGCCGUUUUAUGCUAAAACUGAGAAAACGGCGGGAAAAGGUAAACUUUAUGAUGUCAUAUGUUUAAAUUGUGGGCACUAAAAUCAAAAUGAAAGUUAUGAAAAAACUUCAAAUGUAUAUUUGUUCAAAUAAAACAAAGAAUUACAGUAAAAUGACAAUGUUCAUUUAAGGGGGCCAUUUUAAGCCCAAACCAUAUAGUCCUUUAAUGUGAUUUGUCAAGGUCAGUGCAAGAUCUCUGUGUCAAAUCCAUGUCCGAAUUAUUUGUUUUCCUUCCCUUGCCUCCAUCUGCCACAUAAUAAACCAUCAUGUCUUAAGAUAAAAAAAAAAUGCCCUUUUGAACUUGUUCAAGACUUUUGGGGGAUCAUCGUGAUCUAUGACGGCAUUAACGACAGUCAAAAACUUUUUAAGAUAUUGGGAUAUGACUUUCUCCUAAGAAUUUUAACACACCGCUAAGCGAUUUAUAAAGAAUCAGGACUCCAGAUUGGGACUGCUAAAAAAAGUCAGUUUGAGACCCAUUUUAAAAUCGAUUCUAUGGUUUAAUCCAUAGUAUCAACACACUAGUAUUCUAGAUUUAUUUUACAAUUUACUACAAUGGUAGUUUUCUUUUAAAGGACAGCGAUUUGCUAACUAUGAUACUAGUAAUUAAAAUGAUAUGUUUGUUUUAAGGAAAUUCGUUUUACUUGAAAUGAGUCUUGACUAACACAAUUUCAUUAUCCUUAAGGAUAUGUUGUUAUACGGUUAAAUCAAAACGGCUGCUAAGACUGACAAGCACUGCAGUUUAUAGGUAUCUCCUUUUUUAGUGGUUUUGAUGAAAUAGUUUUGAUUGUCUGCUUAUACAUGUAGUUCAGUAAAGAAUCUGGAAAAUUGUCAGAAUGAAGUUGAACAUUUUUCUUGAAAAAUUCAAAUCCCAUUGUUAACAUGAAUAAUUGUUGUAAUUUGUUAAUUUCUCAGGGUUCAUUUGUUUCUGGAUUUUUUUUAUCCAUGUAUAUAUUUGUAGUGUAUUCCGAUGUUUAAUUUAACUAUGGUUUUAUUAUUAAUAAGUAGUUGAUAUGUUGAAUUAUUAAGUUAGGAAGUACAUAUUCAUUUUCCAUAAUCAUUGAAAUCCAUACACUUUCAUAUCAAAUGCAUUUUUAAUGAUUAAAGUUGAUGUCAACUUACCAAUAGCUUGCGCUCUUCAGAUUAUUGGAGUUCCAGUAGGACUUAAUUGAAAUGACCAAUAUCAUGUUUGCUCUGUUGUAUUGAAAAAGAAAAACUACAUUAUAAGGUUAAUUAAGGAAUCAGGAAUCAUUCUUUUAGUAUUUUUAGGUAUUAGAUACGGUUGGGCAUCAGUAUAUUUAAAAAAGGCCGAAGGGCUUUAUUUCGGGCUUUUUGUUAAAUUUGAUCAGCACGACCCUAUUUGAUAACCUAAUAAUAUUCAAGAAAUUAUUUUUUAUUACAUUUAUUUAUUUAAUGUUCAGCAAUUGUACGAUUUAAUAUUAAAAUAGUCCUGAAAUGUAUUGGACUGUGCAUAACUUUGACUGUAGUGUUAUCAAAGAUAAAGACACUGGGAACGGUAAAUAGUAUGUGUUAAAAACAAAUCCCUACUCUUUUUCUCAGUUCACUUUAGAAUUUACACAUUAAAUUGCAUUUAGCACAUAUCCACAUUUCCGUAGUUAUUUUAUUUGCUAACAAUAAGUUCAUUAUUUUUUCUUCUUAAUUUGCAGUAAGAAAUAUAAAAUCAUUGACCUGAAAAAUCUAUUCUUAUUUCACUAUGCCAUGCUCAUUAUCAUGAACUUUCAAUCAUAGAAAUUUCUUCGUUGUUGUUCUACAUUCAUCGAUGUUAUUUGAUUUUACUUGCGGAUGACAGGCAAUGCAUUGUGUCAAACCAUUAGAAAAAGACUUGAAAUACUAUAAUAUAUCACUAUCAUUAUAGCAGCUCAUCAUUAAAAAACAUAUACAAGACAUUGUACUGCUGCCUAAUGUCUUGGUAUCCAGAUCGAAUAUGUCACGAACACAAUGAAUAACAUGUAUUUUCUUCAAAGAAAUGAACAGGCGAAUGAUAACAAAAAAGUUAUUUCUUGACAAGUUUGGUACAUAUAUUAGAUAUAAAUCUAACAUUUGUAUUUUUGUAUUUUUCAUCAUUUUUAAAAAAUAGCAUUUUGAAUUUGAAUUUGUUGAUGUUCUCUCUUUAUAAUUGUGUUACGUCAUAACUGUGUCGUAAAUAAUCAGUUUGCGGCAGAUGCAAUUAAAAGAACGUGUAUAUAUCAGUUCUAUAUAAAAAUGAUACCUAUUUUAGUCGUCACCUAGUAUAAUUUGUCAGCGAUAAUUGCAGUGAUUUGUCAGAAUAACUUAACACUGGCUCCCCCCCAAUGUUUACCAAAAAAAGUUUUUAAUUUGUUUGUAAAUAUCUGUGUUAUUGUCCUGAUUUUUAUGAUAUUUUUAUCAUCCAUUUUUUUAAAAUCAGAAUUUUUAGAAUUCAUGCUAGAAUGAUAUAUUUUAACACAGGUGCAUGGAUUGUUUUAUAUAGGAACAGGUAUUAUAUAGUUUAUUUUCAUCCUUGAUGCAAUGGCUCAAAUCUUUGAAAUCAAUGGCUCGAUGGCAAUAUAUUAUGCGAAACAUUUAAAUGCAUUUGUAAUUGUAUGUCUGAGACAAGUUUUGUCUUCUUAAGUUUGUCCGUUUAUAUACUUUGUAAGAAAUACAUCUAAAAUUGUUCCUCUGGUGAUUGUACAGUUUUGUUUGGAAAAAAGGUCAACGGAACAAUUUUAAUUACACUAUGUAUAAAUCAGUAGAUUAUUAAAUUCACCGUUGUACAGUUAAAAUGUUCAAAUAGAGCAAUUUCUCCGUGUGUACUUAAAAAUUCAUUUAACUUUCAAGUAUUAAGAAAACAAGCCAUAUGGUCGACUUUCAACGUUAUUCAAUAUUUGUGGUGGUUGCUUAUUGCACUUUUCAUAUAUAUAAGAAAUACAGAGUGUAUCUUUAUGUAUAACCUUUUUAGAAUUUUAAAAUGGCAUGCAAUUUUUAAAUGUUGUUGUAAAGCAAUGUUUUACUAAAGUCACAAAUACAAGAAA
Messenger RNA from Magallana angulata, 7020 nucleotides. RefSeq names its product putative inhibitor of apoptosis. The transcript has 6 exons. Gene Ontology annotation, biological process: regulation of cell cycle. NCBI's taxonomy places the organism in Eukaryota, Metazoa, Mollusca, Bivalvia, Ostreida, Ostreidae. Gene Ontology annotation, cellular component: nucleus; cytoplasm; spindle microtubule. Bases 187 to 1293 code for a protein of 368 amino acids. The record is from RefSeq and is a predicted model, not a curated record.